AACAACAACACAGCAAGUUAACCAUACAUUUUCCUGGCCGCCUUUUCGACGAUAUUUUUUCGGAGCCAAAACUCGAUUUUUAUCAGUCUACUACGGGAACGUAUUUUUCGCGCUCUAAACAAAUUAUCGGCGAAAAAUCGUGAGUAUUCUCGUUUUUGGUACCGGUUUCUCUUCUCCAGAAGAGAACAAUCGCACUCUCAAUCACAUACACACCCGCGCUCCUUCGCACACAUCUACAACCGACUGUAUUAUGAUGGCAGCGAAUUUGGAUACUUUUGAAGCAAACAGCAGUAACAACAACAAGGAUUUUACCGGCGAGACUUCCGAACAAAAGGUUCCGAUGAAGGACGAGUCGUUCAGGAAGUUGCGUGAGACAUUUGUCAUCAAAAGUAAAAUUGGUGCAGGUACGUUCAGUAAGGUGUAUCUUGCCUACGCAAGGGGUGAUGUCGAAAAGAAACGUUAUGCCAUCAAGCACAUCAAGCAAACAACACAUCCGGAGAAGUUACGUCGCGAAAUAUUUUGCCUACUGAAGAUUGGAGGACAAGAUAAUGUUAUGGGAUUAGUAACCUCAUUACGAAUUGGUAGUUCUGUUUGCUUGGUAAUGCCUUAUUUCAAGCAUGACCACCCAUUGAAUUAUUUAUGUACAAUGGAUGUUAAUGAAAUGCGAUUUUACAUUAAAAAUUUGUUGAUUGCAUUAAAAAGGAUACAUUCUUUCAAUAUUGUUCACAGAGAUGUGAAACCCAGCAAUUUUUUGUAUAAUCGUUCAACUUCAACUUUUAUGCUCACUGAUUUUGGACUUGCUCAUGCUAACAUUAACCCUACUAGACGUAAGGAAAUAAAAAGUCUGCCUGAUAAUAAGUCUGAUACGUCCUCUCAGAAACAAAAAAGUUCAAGUUGUGACCUCAACGUUAACCACAAACGAUCAAGUUCUGUAGGGAACAUACGAUUAAGUUCAUAUCAGAAACGUAUUCUUCAGAACAUAGCUGAUGAGACCAACUCUAUACCUCAGGGAUGUAAUUUAAAGAAAAGAACUAAACUAAUGAUGCCUAAAGAAUCAUUACUAAAGGAAAAUUCACCCAUUAAAAAACAAUUAGAUGUUCCUAAGAACAAUAAUCCUAGUAAUUCAAGUGGCAUGAAUAGCUUAUUCCAUGAGAAAAAUAGUUUUACUGUUCCUAAAGUGCAACGUCUUACAUGUGAUUGUGUAGGCAAAUUAAAAGUUUGCAAUGUUUGUAUAAAAAGACCUGAAAUGAAAGCUCCUCGAGCAGGAACACCAGGGUUUCGAGCUCCUGAAGUCCUCUUAAAAUACAAGUAUCAAAAUACUGCUCUUGAUAUCUGGUCAGUGGGAGUUAUAAUGUUGAUUGCUAUGAGCCGCUGUUACCCUUUUUUUAGUGCAGAGAAUGAUUCUACAUGUUUGGCUGAAAUGAUAACUGUUUUUGGGGAUAGGGCUAUAAAAAAUUUAGCCAAAAUGUUAGGUCGCAAUGUUGUAUGUGAAGUUCAAAAACCUCCUCUUGAUCUUCGAGCAAUUUGUCGUCUUUUAUGUCAUCGAUCAAGUGUACAAACUUUAAAUCCAUCUGCUGUUUCAUCAAAUGAUGGUUUGGAAACUUGUAGUUUUUGUACAAAACCAAUACAACUAUCUGGCUGUGAAGUUUUUUCAGAUAGUUGUAGUUGUUACUUAAAUGUGGCCGAUGAUUUUCCUUAUCCUGCGUAUGAUCUCUUAAAAAAAUUGUUAUGUUUGAAUCCAGUAACACGAAUAACAGCAGAUAUUGCUUUGAAACAUCCAUUCUUUAAAAUGAAUGAAAAGAAAAAUUAAUGCUUAAAAAUUUAUUAUUUUAUUUAACUUUGUUAUUUAUUUAUUAAAUAUAAAUUUUUCGUUUGUAAAUUUUUAAUUGCACUUUUUGCAAGAUGUAAAAUUAUUCAACUUCAAUUUAUUAAAAAAACUCCAUUAUUAUAUUAGAUUCAUAUGAACAAAUGUUGAAAAAAGUGAAUUAUUGUUGUGUAGUUAUUCCUUAUUUAUUAAUUUUCAAAUGUAUUAAAAUUUAUUGUGAAACAAUUUUAAACGAGGUAUGUAUAUUUUAUAUAAUGCAUUAAUGUCUAUGUUUAGUGUUAAGUAUUAGAUUUAAGAGAAACCUAGUCAUGCUUAUUAUUAUUAAUUAAACAUUUGAUUUAUACAAAUAUAAACUAAGACUUUUAAAUGUGUAUAUUAUACAUUUGAAGUUGAAAAUUUUAUAUAAAAUAUUGUAAAUUAAUGUAUUUUUAUUCAAAUUUAACUUAAACUUGACUUUUUAUAUUUUGUGAGUUGAAAUAAAAAUAAAUGUAAUCAACAUACUAAAAUUGUUAGUAAAAUAAUCUUAAAAUAGUUGUAACUAGUACUUGGAUUUAUAUUUAAUUUACAGUAUCAAGAUAUGCAUUUCAGUUUGUUAAAAUGUUCAAUACAAUUAAAAUGUAUUAUGCAUUUACCAAUAUUUUCCAAAUUAUCUUGAAAUGAAAGAAUUUUAUUCAAAAUCAUCUUAUAAUUUCAUUGUAAAUUUAAUAAAGUUACUUUUUAUGUUAUCAAUAUAAUUUUUGAUACUCUUACUUUUAAGUAUACCAUAAUAAAUAAUUGUAUUCAUGUUUAAAAAUGUGCAAUAUACUGAAAUAUAUAAUAUACACAUUAUAUUUGAAAUAUUCAAAGUAAAAAAUUGAUCAUGUAUAUCAUGUUUUAUUUAUUAUGGACAUAAUUCACAGCAAUUACAAUGCAAAAAAAAAAAAUACCAUUGGGUAAUUUAAAUCCUAGUUCUAGUUACAAUCAAUAGAUAUUUUAUUAAUGUACACAUGUUUUUAUUUUUAAGUUCAUUGAAACAUAGUAUUUAAACAUGUUUUUAAUUAACAGUUUGUUAAAAAUUCAAUUAUUAUUGAUUAGUAUCUAAUAUUUAAAAUCAACAUGAUGAUUGUAUUUUUUAAUAUUUUAUAAUCAAAAUUAAGACUAAUUUUUAAUUUUUGUUGAACCCAUUGGCCAUUACUAGAUAGUUAAAAUAUUUUUAUGGUUUAAAAUGACUAUUUUUAUUUUUAAUUAUUAUGAUUUUGUGUUACUGCUUAUUUAAGUUAAAUAUUUGUUAAUAUAGCUGAAAAUUUACUCAAAUUUAGUUAAUUGUGAUAACUGAUAAGCUAGUGUUUGGUUUGUAAAAUGUAAUGUUUUGCUUGUAUUAGGCUAAUAAUUUAUAUAACAAAUUAAUUUGUUAUUUCUAAUGGUAUGUAGGUAUAUCAUUUUAAGUGUUGUAUAUUGCAUUAAAAUAUUCUAGUCUAUUACAAUGCUAAGUAUAAUUUGUAAUUGAGAUUGUAUUUACAAAGUUCAGGGUUGAAACACAUUUAAAUUGUUUGAGACUAAUAUACUUUUGUUAUAAACACUAAGUGUUUCAACCUCGAUUGGAAAUCAAUUGAACUGAUUUUUUUUUACUUUUUUUUUUUAUUGUAUGUAUUUGUGAAGUUGAAAUAAUUUUUAUUGUAUCCUUAUGAUAAGUAGCACAUUCUGUAUAUUAUAGCCGUUAUGUGGGAUUUGUAACUACGAUAAGGGUAAAAAUUAAAAGACUGUUAAAUUUAAA
Messenger RNA from Aphis gossypii (cotton aphid), 3578 nucleotides. RefSeq names its product cell division cycle 7-related protein kinase-like. Gene Ontology annotation, molecular function: ATP binding; protein serine/threonine kinase activity. Gene Ontology annotation, cellular component: nucleus. Bases 251 to 1810 code for a protein of 519 amino acids. Gene Ontology annotation, biological process: mitotic DNA damage checkpoint signaling; protein phosphorylation. The transcript has 9 exons. NCBI's taxonomy places the organism in Eukaryota, Metazoa, Arthropoda, Insecta, Hemiptera, Aphididae. The record is from RefSeq and is a predicted model, not a curated record.